AGAAAUGUCAUCAUCUACAAUGCAUCUUGUGAUGCUAAUGCAUGUUUGCAUUGGUGUUCUUGCUUCAAACAAUCUUGUCCAAUCUUCAAAAUUCUCAUCCCUACUUGUUUUUGGAGAUUCUACUGUUGAUCCUGGUAAUAACAAUUACCUGCUAACUAUUUCUAAGGCUAAUUAUUUUCCUUAUGGCAUAGAUUUCCCAGGGCAUGUACCCACAGGGAGAUUCAGCAACGGAAAAUUGGUUCCUGAUUUUCUUGCCUCUGCCUUGAACAUCAAAGACACUGUUCCUCCUUUUCUAAAUCCAGACCUAAGUGACCAAGAACUUCUAACAGGAGUUUCUUUUGGCUCGGGACAAUCUGGUAUUGAUGAUUUCACUGCAUCUCUCACUAAUGUUUUAUCGAUGGACCAACAACUUCAAUAUUUCAAAGCUUACACAAUGAAGCUGAAGCAAAUCGUAGGAGAAGAUCAAGCCAUGCAAAGACUUCAUGAUGCUCUUGUUCUCAUCUCUGUUGGUACUAACGAUUUCAUUUUGAAUUUCCAUGACUUCCCCUCUCGACGACUCAUGUUCAUCACCAUCGAUGCUUACCAAGAUUAUUUGCUUGAUAAGUUUGAGGUCAUCAUUAAGGAACUAUAUGACCAAGGAUGUAGGAACAUUGGUGUGGCCGGGCUUCCUCCCCUUGGUUGUGUGCCUCUUCAAAUGACCCUAAAACUCAAAAUUGAUAGGCAAUGUUUGAUGCAUCAGAAUACUGACAGUGAGAAGUAUAAUCAGAAGUUGGCUCAGAGACUCUCCCUGUUACAAGCUACACUCCCUCAAAGCAAAAUUGUAUAUGGAGAUUUGUAUCACCCACUACUUAACCUUUUUACUCAUCCUCAACAUUAUGGUAUGGAGGUAACAAACAGAGGGUGUUGUGGAUCAGGUUACUUGGAAGUGAUUGAGAUAUGUAAUGCAUUUACACCUCUAUGCAGUAAUCACUCAAAGUAUGUAUUCUGGGACAGUGUUCAUUUAACAGAAGCAUCUUACAGUUAUCUUGCAGACUAUCUUAUAAGAGUAGCUUUGCCCUUAUUCUUCAAAUAGUAGUGAGAACUAUGACAACUU
Vigna unguiculata (cowpea) is the source of this 1093-nucleotide messenger RNA. RefSeq names its product GDSL esterase/lipase At2g30310-like. NCBI's taxonomy places the organism in Eukaryota, Viridiplantae, Streptophyta, Magnoliopsida, Fabales, Fabaceae. Gene Ontology annotation, molecular function: hydrolase activity, acting on ester bonds. The record is from RefSeq and is a predicted model, not a curated record.